AUGUCCGAUUCCUACAAUGGUAGACGUAUCAAUCCGAUCCAGCGUGGAAAGCCCGCUAGCGGAUUCGAUAGUCAAAACCGAAGACCCAAUACCGGUACAAGGAGCCAGAGGCGAGCAUAUGAAUUACAGCAGCAGAGAGCAGCUGAGACAGAUUGGGCAGAGGCGCGUGAGUUUGAAGAACGCCCCCCAGAACCACGUGGUCCGACACAAAGAAGCGUAGCCUGGAAGGACAAACAAAAGAAGAAAGUAGAAAAGGAGAAGAGAAUAUAUACAGAAAUAUAA
Messenger RNA from Danaus chrysippus (African queen), 282 nucleotides. The record is from the annotation of a GenBank genome assembly. NCBI's taxonomy places the organism in Eukaryota, Metazoa, Arthropoda, Insecta, Lepidoptera, Nymphalidae.